Momordica charantia (bitter melon) is the source of this 1459-nucleotide messenger RNA. It is a transcript of the gene SNAP30, whose product is annotated as soluble N-ethylmaleimide-sensitive factor adaptor protein 30. Gene Ontology annotation, cellular component: SNARE complex; plasma membrane. Gene Ontology annotation, molecular function: SNAP receptor activity. The record is from RefSeq and is a predicted model, not a curated record. Lineage: Eukaryota; Viridiplantae; Streptophyta; Magnoliopsida; Cucurbitales; Cucurbitaceae.
CCAACGGUCUAAAUUUCUAAGGGCUGACAACAAAUUUCAAAGUGAAAACCUGUUUCUCAAUUGAAUAGACUCUUUAUUUUUCUAGCGAGUCGGAGACGUACAAUUCUCUGCUUUUCCGCGACGCCUCCCAUCUGUUACAAGUUUUCAAUUUUAUCCGAGUUUAAGGAUCAAACCCACAGAAAAUCGUCAAGAACAAAAUCCAUUAUUCCGCUUUUGUUUCAUAUUUUCUUCCUGCUCCGGGUUUCUUCUUCGAAUUUUAGGUACUGGUUACAUUCACCAGAUCCCUUGUUUUAGAGCCGCUUAGCCAAUAGUUCAUUAGAAAUUUAAGAAUCUGCCAAUAGUUCAUUAGAAAUUUAAGAAUCUCUUUGUACAGCCAGGAUGUUUAGUUUCAUGAAAUCACCCGCGAACAAAGUUCCUAAGCAGAAUUCUGUGGAUCCUGCCGGAUCUGGCACUGAUAAUCCUUUUGAUUCAGACACUGAAUCUGAUAACAAAAAAACUCCUAAUCCUGCAAGAAGAACUUCUUCUGAGCCUGUGCUUGUUACACCGGACAACCCUUUUGAUGAUGAUGAUGAUGAGGGUUUUGUUGGAAAAAGAGGGACUGCAACUUCUUCAGCUAAAAGAGGGACUGCAACUUCGUCAGCUGCUUCUAAAGACAGGUACAAAAAUGAUUUUAGCGACUCGGGAGGAUUUGAGAAUCAGAGUGUGCAGGAAUUGGAGAACUACGCUGUGUAUAAGGCCGAGGAGACCACGAAAUCUGUUAACAACUGCCUGAAGAUCGCUGAGGACAUAAGGGAAGAUGCUACCAGGACUCUUGACAUGUUGCAUCAACAGGGUGAGCAAAUAGAGAGAACCCACAGGAUGGCUGCUGAUAUGGAUAAAGAUCUAAGUAAGGGUGAGAAACUUCUGAAUAAUCUUGGAGGCAUGUUCUCUAAGACAUGGAAGCCAAAGAAGACCAAAGAAAUUACAGGCCCUCUUAUAACAGCAGACCAUUCCUCUGGGAAGUCUGGAAACAACAAGGAAAAAAGGGAAAAACUGGGUUUAUCGACAGACAAAAAGUCGGCUACUCAAAAACCAGCCUCUGGAGCAACAACUGCCUUGCAAAAAGUUGAUGUUGAGAAGGAAAAGCAAGAUGAUGCACUUUCAGAUUUAAGCAACAUCUUGGGAGAUCUGAAGAGCAUGGCUGUGGACAUGGGAAGCGAGCUUGAUAGGCAAAACAAAGCUCUGGAUCAUCUUAGCGACGAUGUCGACGAGCUGAAUUCUAGAGUGAAAGGUGCCAAUCAACGAGCCCGCCAUUUGAUUGGGAAGUAAAAUCAGACACUCUUAUUCUCUCUCCCACCUGAUUCCCUCCCUCCUGUUUGUUUCUAGCUGUGGAAGCAUUUCAUACAAACAUUCUUUAUUAUUGAUUGUACUUCCAUUUUUUUGUUUUUCUCUUGUUGGUUUUUAAGGUUGUAAUAAGGUA